AUGCCAACUGCUGCCACCAAUGGUUUCUGUAUGUUUGCGCAGGAAUUACGAAUCAAAAUAACGGGACGCAGGCAUUACUAUCAGGAUGAUAUAAUUUCACCGUAUUUAAUCCGUAUUGUAACACCACUGUGGGAACGCCUUACGAGUGAGGAGAAGAAGGUCUGGAAAGAUCGAGCAAAAAUGAAACGUCAUAUCGAGGAGUACUUCAUUUUAAUGCAUCAACCAAGAGUGUUAGUGAAACGGAAAAAACAUGAACAUGAGGCGACGGAUGCAGAGAUUAAUGAAAUUGAGGACAAAGGACAAAAUGAGAAACUUGAUGAGUUUGAUGAAAACGAUUAUCCGGAAGACUCAAUGAUUGGUAUACCGCUGAACCAGAAAGAUUAUGAUUCAGAAGAAAAUGGUAUCAGUCCGUGGACAUACAAGGAAAAAUAUGAAAAGGAUAAAGGACGAGUAUUUGAAUUUCUACGCACUCUUAAUGGAUUGGAUGAAAUUCGACGAGCUCGAUUUUUGUUUAUUUCGGUGCAAACAUAUGGCAAUGUAGAUGGUAUAUGCAUACCUGCUGAAAUUGCAAUUUGUGAAUUCAAUCUAAAGCACGGUAUCAUUGAUAAGUAUACGUCGGUUAUUGGACCGUGGCGUUUGAACAAUGAAAUACAACGACGAAGGGCUGAAUUUCAUGCAAGCGAAACGCACCAAAUUCACUUAGAUAUGUCUGGUGGAAAAACAUUCAAAAUUCCAACUCAAAACUCGUGUUUGAGAGAAAUUUUGGGUCGCUGUGAGCCAACUAUUGCGCAGUAUCAAGGGGUUUUUGUUGGCCUGUAUCGUGAUGGAAUUGCUGAAUUCGACAAUGAUGUGGAGCAACAGGACUUGGUAACCUCUUACAACAGCAGCAAUGGUAACGAUACUCACAAUCGAAGACGAUCUCAAAGCGGUAAUAGUAGCAAUGGUACCGGUUCCAACAGUCGAACAUGUGAGCUAUUUGAGUGGAAAUGA
Loa loa (African eye worm) is the source of this 990-nucleotide messenger RNA. RefSeq lists its product as hypothetical. The transcript has 8 exons. Gene Ontology annotation, molecular function: sequence-specific DNA binding. The coding region runs from base 1 to 990 and encodes 329 amino acids. Lineage: Eukaryota; Metazoa; Nematoda; Chromadorea; Rhabditida; Onchocercidae. The record is from RefSeq and is a predicted model, not a curated record. Gene Ontology annotation, cellular component: nucleus; P granule. Gene Ontology annotation, biological process: piRNA processing; male meiotic nuclear division; regulation of miRNA-mediated gene silencing.